AUGGUCUUCUGCAUCAAGACCAUGGAGUCCAUCACGGUGAAAGGACUGCAGCCCCAAGCUCCCAUCAUCCUCACACUCACCACUCGCAACGACGCCUCCCAAAGGUUCCUCUCUUACUCCCACUAUGUGAGUGACAACAGUGGAACAGUGGACGUGGAGCGAAGCGAGACUGUGGGCGGCGCCUACACCGGCGUAUUCCCUGCAGGACUGCUCUCAUCCCUGAAGGAGUUCCCUUAUAAUUACACACGUCUCCAGAAGGAAGAUCCCACGACUCUAUGGCUGUGUAGCCAGCAGCUACACAGUCCGAUUUCCCGCGGCCAGUCCACUACAGUGCUCCAGGCCUGGAAGCUGCAGGGUGAAUCAGUGACAUACGAGUACAUCCGGGACCCACCUGUCUCUGCCCAGAUGACACUAGCGGUGCACGAAGGCCACCUCACUGUGGAGCAGAGUGCCGUCAGCGAGGGCUUGACUAACGUCCUGCUUGAACGCCAUAUCAUGGCUCCUGGCGUGCGGCGUGAACCAAUUGUCCACGAAAGAGUCCAAGGGAGCCUAUUUUUCCCGUCGGGUCCCGGCCUAUAUCCUGCUGUCAUUGACAUCUUUGGGGCAGCAGGCGGACUUAAGGAGUACAGAGCAUGUGUGAUAUAA
Scylla paramamosain (green mud crab) is the source of this 645-nucleotide messenger RNA. Its product is annotated as acyl-coenzyme A thioesterase 2, mitochondrial-like. Bases 1 to 645 code for a protein of 214 amino acids. Gene Ontology annotation, molecular function: fatty acyl-CoA hydrolase activity. Gene Ontology annotation, biological process: acyl-CoA metabolic process; fatty acid metabolic process. The record is from RefSeq and is a predicted model, not a curated record. Lineage: Eukaryota; Metazoa; Arthropoda; Malacostraca; Decapoda; Portunidae. The transcript has 5 exons.